Molecule: messenger RNA, 2873 nt
Organism: Macadamia integrifolia
Lineage: Eukaryota; Viridiplantae; Streptophyta; Magnoliopsida; Proteales; Proteaceae
Product: E3 ubiquitin-protein ligase DA2L
Exons: 9
Coding region: 640-1929 (429 amino acids)
Cellular component (GO): cytoplasm
Source: RefSeq, a predicted model, not a curated record
AUCUCUGCUUCACCUCUUUUCAGCCAUCCCUGCCUCUUCUUUCUCUCUUCUUUUUUAAAAGUAUAACUCUCCGAAGAGGGUACAGAAACUGGAAAGAAAACAAAAGCAUCAGAGAUGAAGGGAGAGAAGAAAAGAGAAAUUUUAUAGAAAUAGAAGAAGAGAUCAUCUCCUGUGGAAAGUUCUGAUCUUGUUUCUGUUACGGUUGGCAAAUCUUCUCGAUCCCCAAUCAUUUCUGAAUUCUUUCAACUGUGAAAAAGAAAUCUUUCAUCGAAAUCGUAGCUGGACUCGAUUCUGUCGAACCAGAGACUCUGCAAAUGGUAACGGUUUCUCAUCCGGCUCAAGAAUCUGUUGGAGGAAUUCGGGUAUGAUGGGGUUUUGCUGUAGUGGUUUUGGAUUAAUGGGAGUGGAAGACCGGAUUUUUGUGGUGGAUUUGUUCUGUUUUUGAGCGCUAGGGUUUUGGUUUGAGUUUGUUCAGCUGAGCUCGUUGAUUAGUAAAUGAAGAGGAUUUGCAAUUUUAAUUGGACUGUGUUGGGGUAUUUUUGGGGAGGGAUUCAGAGUUGUUGGUAUGGUCGUUGUUAAUUUUGUUUGGGAGUGUAGGGAAUAAAUCUGAAAACAGGACUUUGUCGUCAUUCUUUCUCAAUGGGCAAUAAGUUGGGUAAGAGGCGGCAGGUGGUCGAUGAGAAGUACACAAGGCCGCAAGGGUUGUAUCAGCACAGGGAUGUCGAUCAUAAGAAGCUGAGGAAGCUCAUUCUUGACUCCAAGUUGGCUCCAUGUUACCCUGGGGACGAAGAUUGCACCUUGGAUCUCGAAGAAUGUCCAAUCUGUUUUUUGUAUUACCCGAGUCUGAAUCGCUCAAGAUGCUGCAUGAAAGGCAUAUGUACAGAGUGCUUUCUGCAGAUGAAGCCUCCACAUUCAACUCGUCCAACACAAUGUCCCUUUUGCAAAACCUCUAAUUAUGCUGUGGAGUAUCGUGGUAUGAGGUCAAAAGAAGAAAAGGGCAUGGAGCAAGUUGAAGAGCAGCGCGUUAUAGAAGCAAAAAUAAGGAUGAGGCAGCAGGAGCUUCAAGAGGAAGAAGAGAGAAUGCAGAGAAGACAGGAGACGAGUUCUUCCAGCAGGGUUAUAGCACCCGCAGACGUUGAAUAUCAGGAUGCAGUGGUUCCAUCAUUUCAUUUCCCUGUGGAAGGUGAUGAGAUGUCUUCUCAGGAUUCAUGUGCUGUGCCUUCAAGCAUGCAAUCUUCAUGUUCUAGGCAUAACAGGGAAGAUGAAUUUGACCUGGAUCUCGAGGAUAUAAUGGUCAUGGAAGCAAUCUGGCUUUCCAUUCAGAAAUCUUGCGGAAAAAAAAAUGUACAGGUGAAUGAUGCUCAGAGACAUCCAACUCAUAUUGCUGCUGCACCCGCAGAGCAGUUUGUCACUGGAGACCAAUAUGCUUCUCCAGCCAUGGUUCCAUUGGCUGAAGCAUCAUCUCCAUCUGGUGGUCUUGCUUGUGCAAUUGCUUCUCUUGCUGAGCGUCAGCAUAUGGAUGGCAAUCCACCCACUAAUGAUGUUGGAAAUUCUAGAGCUUUCAGCAUGCUCACAGCUUCUGGAAUGUCAUCCAGUGGAACAGAGAGAAUGGCUGAUAAUUGCCCUUCAGGCAGCUGGAUCGAUGUCUCACCGGACAGUGGAAGGGCAGUGUCAAGGGAAGAGGGAGAGUGGGGGAUAGAUCAUGAAUCAGAAAUUGCCGAGGCAGGGACUAGCUAUGCCAGCUCUGAUGCUACAGUGGAUGCCGGAGGAGGUGGAUCUUCUCUCCAGGAUGGUAUGGAUGGCCGGUUUCAGCCUAACAUGACAGGGGCUGUCAUGCCUGAGAGUUUUGAUGAGCAGAUGAUGCUGGCAAUGGCUGUUUCACUAGCAGAAGCUCGAGCAAGAACCACUCAGGGAGUGGCAUGGUUUUAGCUGGUGAAGUUACACAUUGGUGGCUUUCUUACCCCCUUAUACUACCCCUGCCCUUUCAAUUUCUCCCCAUUCUAUCAGAGGCUUUAGCAAGAUCAAGUGCUCAAGGGGUCAAAUUGCUUUAGCUCAAGUUACCAUUCAUUUGCUCUCUCUUCCUGUUCCUGUUGGUGCUACGUAUAUAGAUGUAAAAAUGGAAGGUUACUCAAUGUGGGUUUCUUAGGCGCAUGAAUCAGAAUCAUGUAAUAGUUCAUUUCACCCCCAAACUCCCCCCCCCCUCCCCAAAAAAAAAAAAAAAAAGCCACUCCUUUCCCCCAAAGAAUUGGUAAAAGAGAAAUCCGAAACUGAGAUGAGUGUGAACUAAUCAACAGACAGUUGAGAGGAUUUUUUUUUUUUUGGGGGGGGGGCGGCGGGAUUGUGGAGGGGUUGGUAAGAACAGUAAGAGGAUCUUAAGAACAUGCUGGGCUGAAAAGAAAAAAUAUGAAAUGCUGUUAUAGAGUGAUAGGAGUAAUAUAAAGGUGUACAAGGGCAACCAGUUUCAUUUGUGAGCAUCGUUCUUGCUUUGAUGCUAGGGUGGCAGUAAUCUAUUAUGCAGGUCACUACAUUGGUUUUAUUGCCAUUCUUCUGUCUCUCAACUACUUGGCAAGAGGUUCUCUAGGAGAACACUGCUUAGGAUAAUCUCUUGGUGGGUUGUUAUUUCUGCCUCGUGGAUGGUUGAUGAGGGCAAUCCAAUUUUUGGAUGAAGAACCACUAGGAUUAAGCUGCAACUACUGAACAACAUUUGAAGGAUAUUGUGGAUUUUUCGUGUAUCAAAUUUCAAAGAUAAAUUUGAUCAGAUGCUUUCCAUGUAUUGAACAUUUGUCUUUUAUUUCCCUCAGCUGUUGAAUUCUUGAGUAAUAUUGAUGUGUGGAUUUUAUACUUUUCUACAAAGGACAGAGAAUUAAACUUGA